Coccidioides immitis RS is the source of this 1105-nucleotide messenger RNA. RefSeq lists its product as uncharacterized. The record is from RefSeq and is a predicted model, not a curated record. The transcript has a single exon. NCBI's taxonomy places the organism in Eukaryota, Fungi, Ascomycota, Eurotiomycetes, Onygenales, Onygenaceae. The coding region runs from base 713 to 1096 and encodes 127 amino acids.
CUCGAGCUCCCAACGCCAGACGGAGUUGUGCAAGCGGUUGUGGUGACCUACAUAUCAUCGAAAUGACGGCGUGUAUGAGCUUCAGACGAGCCUCCCACGUCCCACGUAUUCUGCCAUCUACCGGUUGACAAUCUCGACGGCCUUCCUAGACCCAAAUUUCGCUUCUUAUGGCGGCAAUGUGACGCGGCUUGCAUACUCCCUGUUGAAUACGAAGUUAGGCUUGGCUGUUUAUACAGUUUACACCGCCUUCUGGGAUAAGUGUGUCGACACGGUGGGUGCCAACAGUGAAGGUCUGCAUAGAGACCGUCAAUCCUUUGAAGCCCCGCGCCGGAUUCCCCGGAUUUUAAGAUGCAAUCUCCCAAAAGCUAGUUAGUUGAAGUACGUUACGGAAUGAAGACCGAGCGAAAAAUAUCCAGGGAAUAAUUCCUGACAGACAAACCGCCUCUUGAUGGAGAGGUAUUCGCUCUGAUGUGGCUGCAACAUCAGCUCAUGUUCUCGAACUCGUCUACCACAAUCUUCCGAUGGACCUUUUUAACCUGCUGCUCACCGGCCGCAUUGACGAUUCCGAUCUCGUCGUUCGGCUCUUCAACUGGACACCAGUCUCCGCAAAGCACGUAGUCUCGUGCGUUGACUACAUAACCGUCGCUGCGCAUAUUGUACGGGACGCUGGCACACCUAACCGUAGCGGCAGGCAUGAAGCCUUCGCAGGAAAAUGCAAAGCAAUGGUUUCAUCCUAGCAUGUCCAAUCGCACCUGCAGCGGUUUUUGCCCACACCGUGAUCAACAGCGAAUGGACCAUCCUCAAGAAGUCAGGUGGCAACAUGGCGGUAUUUGCAACCUCGUCGAACUUUCUUGGUGAUCGUCUCUAUACUGGAUUGGCGGUAUCGACUCCGUGUUUUCCGAGAAGUUUGAACCAUAUACUAACAAGGGCGCCACUGGUAAGGAGUAACAACAGAAAUGACCAACAAGUAGUUAUAAUCACCAUUCUGCACACCAAACCGUCUUCAAUGUUCCAGAACAUAUUGACUAAUAUCGUUGGUUUGGAUGCUUCUAUCCAUUCGUUAUUAACUACAAGCGCUGUACACCAGAGAGAAUAGCAUAGGGUC